This is a messenger RNA of Cynara cardunculus var. scolymus (artichoke), 1106 nucleotides long. RefSeq names its product protein-L-isoaspartate O-methyltransferase 1. The transcript is spliced from 5 exons. Lineage: Eukaryota; Viridiplantae; Streptophyta; Magnoliopsida; Asterales; Asteraceae. Gene Ontology annotation, molecular function: protein-L-isoaspartate (D-aspartate) O-methyltransferase activity. Gene Ontology annotation, biological process: protein modification process. Bases 256 to 957 code for a protein of 233 amino acids. Gene Ontology annotation, cellular component: cytoplasm. The record is from RefSeq and is a predicted model, not a curated record.
GCAGGAAAGUCGGUGGAGCGUGGUGGGCACGAAGCUUUAACGACGAAGUUCAAAGGGACACCUGCUAGCUUCCAUCGCCCUUCCAAUUCACCACCACCGUAGCUUUCUCCUACCGCCGCCACCGACGACUAGUGCAGCUUCUAAAACCAUCGGCCUUUCCUCUCUUAGUAUUCAAAACAAGAGUUUUUGUGCAGGGAAUACCUUGUUCUUCGGGAUGCAGUGUGGUACGCGCGUAAUGACUUCAAAGUCGCGAUCAUGAUAAUUGUUCCGCAAGUCUGGUCUGGAAGUAGCCUCAACAAGAAUAAAGGAUUGGUGGACCAUCUGCAGUCUUUUGGAAUUAUCCAAUCGAAAAAAGUGGCAGAAGUAAUGGAAACUGUUGACAGGGGAUUGUUCGUUCCUGAUGGGUCCCCAGCCUAUUUAGACAGUCCCAUGCAAAUAGGUUUUAAGGCCACCAUUUCUGCACCUCAUAUGCAUGCUACUUGCCUUCAGUUGUUGGAGGAUAAUUUGCAGCCCGGGAUGCAUGCUUUGGAUGUUGGUUCAGGAACUGGGUACUUGACUGCAUGCUUUGCACUUAUGGUCGGAUCACACGGUCGCACAAUUGGCGUGGAACAUAUUCCCGAGCUGGUUUCGACAUCGAUCAAGAACAUUGAAAAAACUGCAGCUGCUCCAUUACUCAAAGAUGGCUCUCUUGCAUUGCAUGUUGGUGAUGGUAGAAAAGGGUGGCCGGAAUAUGCACCAUAUGAUGCUAUUCAUGUUGGGGCAGCUGCACCGGAGAUACCACAACCACUUAUUGAUCAGUUGAAGCCUGGGGGUAGGUUGGUAAUUCCGGUGGGGACGAUAUCACAGGACUUGAAAGUUGUGGAUAAGAAUCUGGAUGGUUCCGUCACCAUUCGUAGCGAGACUUCAGUUCGUUACGUGCCUCUUACCGAUCGAGAAACUCAGUUGCGAGGCUACUAAUGUUUACGGUAACGCUCGGCGACUGCUUUUGUGCAUAUGUAUGUAAAAAGACGAAUAAGGAUCAAUCACAGUCGCAUUUGCACGUAUUCCGUUUGCUCGUGUCGGAUAUCAAAUUUGCAUAAUUUAUUUAAUAUAUCAUCAAUUUUUCA